AUGCCCAGUGCAGACGAGACAAGAGAUCUCUUAGCCUCGGUAUACAGUAUCAGUGGAACAGGGGAGAUCACCACAGAUGAAUAUUAUAGACCUGUUCAUGCUGUGUACAGUCCUGCAGUACAAGCAGCUGCAGAUGAGACGAGUAAUAUUAAAGUUUACAAAAGAAGAUGGUAUAUUUUAUUUAUAUUUGGCAUGUAUGCCUUCAGCCAGAAUUUGGUGUGGAACACAUGGGGACCUAUAACACUUUCAAGUGAGCAUGCGUUUGGCUGGAGCAAUACCACAAUUGCCUGGCUGACCAACUGGGGGCCUGUAUCAUAUAUACUUACUGGCUUGUUUUUUCCUUGGCUGUUGCAAGUGAAAGGUUUGAGAUGGGCGAUACUUAGCAGCAUGUUCUUGGUUGCUGUUGGGGCCGGUCUCAGGGUGAUAACUUCAGAACCGCUCAUAGCUACAAUACUCAUACAUUUUGGCCAGUUCCUGAAUGGUGUGGCAGGACCAGUUGCAAUGAGUGCUUUUCCUACGCUCUCAGCAACCUGGUUCCCACCUCAGGAAAGAGUGACAGCCACAGCAAUCGGCACAAGUAUAAGCAUCAUGGGCGCUGCUCUAGCAUUCAUUCUGGGUCCAAUAUUUGUUAGCACGUUGCCUCCAAGCUCAAACGGUACCUCACAUCUGAAUUCUACGUAUCAAGAAGAUUAUUCUCAAGUACAAACAACAAUACAGCCAAACAAUACUGCAGAUAUUAUAGCUCAGGAGAGGAAAGAGAUCAUGAUGUACAUGUACUAUCAAUGUGGAUUUACAGUUUUUGUGUUUGCCAUCAUCUUGUGCUAUUUUCCGGCCAAGCCGCCCAACCCUCCCUGCGUGUCAGCCACUGUUGAGAGGGAUCUCUACUGGGCGGGUCUGUGGUCAUUGAGAAAGAAAGGCUACUUUCUAAUUAUUGCUGUCACAUACGGUGUCUCUCUCGGUGUCAUAAAUGUUUGGGCUUCUGUCAUCGCUAUGAACCUUGCUGGCUAUGUUAGUCAGAAAACAGCUGGAUGGAUUGGAUUCUAUGCAACACUUGGCGCUUGUGCAGCUUCUCUGGUCAUUGGCAGAUUUGCAGACCUGUUUGUACGGUACAUAAAAUUAUACAUCCUCAUUAUGUAUAUCCUGGGCACUGGUUUUCUCGUUGCGUUUGCUUUGCUGUUGAUCGGAGUUAUACCUUAUGCUGAAGUUUACGUGUAUGUAACAGUGAUCGCAGCAAAUGUGCUGUUUAAUGCUGCUGUACCAAUGUUGUAUGAGAUGGGCUGUGAACUGGCAUACCCCACCAGCGAAGGGGCAGCAAAUGGAAUCCUCACCUACGUAAAUAACUUCUGUGGGCUGGUGUUUCUGGCCGUGUUUUCUUUCCAAAAUGUUGGUACUAUGUGGAUGAACUGGGCGGCCAUUGGAUCAACAGCCGUAUGCAUACCCCUAAUUGUUAUGCUGAAGGGUAGAUUUAACAGACUGGAGGUUGAUCAGAAGGCUCUCAGAACUUUGGACCAAGAAAUUGUUGUUAAUUAG
This is a messenger RNA of Candidula unifasciata, 1530 nucleotides long. NCBI's taxonomy places the organism in Eukaryota, Metazoa, Mollusca, Gastropoda, Stylommatophora, Geomitridae. The record is from the annotation of a GenBank genome assembly.